This is a messenger RNA of Cherax quadricarinatus, 4156 nucleotides long. The record is from RefSeq and is a predicted model, not a curated record. Lineage: Eukaryota; Metazoa; Arthropoda; Malacostraca; Decapoda; Parastacidae.
CUCUCUCAUUAUCACAUCAAGUACUUCUCCUGCCACAACAUCAAUUACCUCUUCAACCUCAACUUCUACGACUUCUUCCACCAUAACAUCACCCACCUUGACCACCGCAAAAUCAACUAUCCAUACUACCACUACAACUUCCACUCUCACUACAUCAUCUACUUCUUCCUCGACAUCAACUAUCUCUUCCUUCACUAUUUCUCGUUUUACUACAACCACAUCAACUUCCUUUAGAACUUCACCAUCAACUUCGUCUACUACCAAAACAUCAACAACCUCUACAACAACUUCAUCAACUACCUCUUCUACCACUUCAUCAACUGUGUCUUCCAUUACAUCAUCAAGUACCUCAAUCACCACACCGACUAUGUCUACUGCAUCAACUACCUCCUCGAGUGAAACAUCAAUUACCUCUUCAACUACAACAUCAACUUCCUCUACCACCACAUCAACUACCUCUUCCAUUAUACCAACUACAUCUCACACCAAGUCAAGUACGUCGGCAAUAACGAAAUCACCAAGGUCUUUCACAUCAACUACGUCGACCACAACAAUAUCAGCUAUCCCUACAACUACUAAAUCAACUAUGCCUACAACUACAAAAUCGACUAUGUCUAACACCAGACCAUCAAGUAUGUCGACUACUUCAACACUAUCUUCAACUACGUCAGCCACCACAAUAUCAACUUUCCCUCCUAUCAGCACAUCUACAGCCACUAUCACUAUCACAUCGUCCACCACACUAUCAACUACGUCUCUCACCACAGUAUUAAUUUCUUCUACCACCACUAUGUCCACUACCUUUAUCUCGACUGCAUCAACUCCCUCUGCCACCUCUACUUCAACUAUGUCUUCCACUAAGACAUUGAGUUCCUUUAUUACCACAACAUUAACUACCUCUUCGAUCAAAACAUCGACUACUUCUUCAACUUCAACAUCAACUACGUAUUCAACCAUAAUAUUAAGUACCUCUUCCACCACAGUAUCAACGUCCUUUCUACCAACCACAUCAACAUCAAGUACAUCUAUGAAAGCAUCGACUGUCUCUACCACCUCCAUAUCAACUACCUCUCCCACCACCACAUCAUCUUCCUCUACUACAACAUCAUCUACCUCUUCCACCACCUUAUCAAGUACCUCUUCGAUGAUAACAUCAGCUACCUCUUCCACUACAACAUCAACUCCCUCUAGCACCACAUUAUCAACUACCUCCUCCACUGCCACAUCAAGUACCUCUUCCACCAGAACAUCAACUAUCUUUCCCACCACAUCAUCUUCCUCUACCACCAUAAUAACAAGUACCUCUUUGACAGUAACAUCAAGUACCUAUUCCACUACAAGAUCAUUAUCAACUUCUUCGGCCACCUCACCAUCAACUAUGUCGACCACCUCGCCUUCAAUUACCUCUUCACCUUCAACAUCAACUUACUCUACCAUCACAUCAGCUACUUCUACCGCCACUGUUUCAACUCCCUUUACCACCACAACAUCAAUUUCCUCCCCUAUGAGCACAUCUGCCAUUAUGACAUCAACCACUUAUUCCACCAAACAUUCAAUUACGUCUUUCACCACAGCAUCAACUUACACCACCGCAACAUCUACAACUCGUGCCACCACCACAUCAACUACCUUUACCACCACUGCUUCAACUAAGUCUUCCAUUACAACAUCAAGUACCUCUACCACCACAUCUACAUCCUCAACCCUUACCACAAUUAUUUCUACCACCAAUGCAUUAACUUCCUUUAUCACGUCCUCAUCAACUACCAUAAACAAUUCUACAUCAACAACCUCUCUAUAUACGUUAACUACUUUUACGACUACAUCAGCUACCUUUAUCACUACAACAUCAACUACCUCAUCGAUUGCAAUAUCAACUACCUUAGCCACGAUAUCAACUACGCCUACCACCACAUCAACUACAUUUUUAACUUCAACAACAACUACAUCUACAUCCUCAACAUCAAGUAUUUCUUCGACUACAACAUUAAUUAUUUCUUCCGUCACUUCAGGUACGUCUACCGGCCCAACGUCAAUUGGGUCUACCACCACAACACUGACUACAUCGUCAACUACAACAUCAACAAGUUUUUCCACCACAACAUCGGUUUCUUCUGUCGCCAGAAAAUCAACUACGUCUGCUACUUCAACCUCUACGUCUACAAUAUCAAGUAACUCCUUCACUACGUCGGCUAUAUUUUACACCGCAACUUCAACAACCUCUAAAACCAUUACACCAACUGCGUUUACCACCACUAAACCAACUACCUCUACCACAACUACAUCAACUACCUCUACCACAACUACAUCAACGACGUUUUCGAUUACAACAACAACCAACCAUACAACUUCAGCAGUUAACUCCACCUCUGCUACAUCAACUUCUCCCUCUACAACAUCAGCUACCUCUUCCACUAUAUCUUCCACUAUUUCGACUACCUCUUCCACUUCAACUUCUACUUCGUCUAUCACUUCCAUAUUACAUACCUUUCCCACUAGAGCAUCAACUACCUAUAUCACCACAAUAUCAGUUUCCUCUUCCACCACAAUUUCAAGUUCCUCGUCGACUGUAACAUCAAGUACCUUUUCCACUUCAACAUCAUAUACCUCUACCACCGCAAAAUCAGGUUCAUCAACGAUUAUAUCAUCAACUACCACUACCACCACAGUUUCAACAACCUCUCUCACUAUCACAUCAACUAUUUCUGCCACAACAACAUCAACUGCCUCUACCACCAUAAUAUCAAGUACCUCUUCAACCACAACAUCAACUGCCUCUACCAGCAUAAUAUCAAGUACCUCUUCAACCACAAUAUCAACUACCUCUGCCACCGCCACAUCAACUACGCUUAUAACAACAUCAACUAUCUCUCCCACAACCACAUCAUCUUCCUCUACCACGAUAAUAACAAGAACUUCUUCCACAAUAACAUCAAGUAACUAUUCCACUACAAGAACUACUUCUACCACAACAAUAUCAUCUACAUUUGCCAGUACCACAUCUAAUACUUCUGCCACAACAUCAGUUACCUCUUCAAUCUCGUCUACCACUUCUUCAACUAUAACAUCAACCACUUCGACCACCACAAAAUCAACAAUGUCUACCACCGCUGCAUCAACUCUCUCGACCACCACCACAUCAACUAAUUCUACCACCCCCACAUCAACUACAUCUAUUACAACAUCGACUGUCUCUGCAACCUCCACAUCAGCUACCUCUCCCACCACCACAUCUUCCUCUACUACCACAACAUCAACUUCCUCUACCACCACAGUAUCAGCUACGUCUGUCACUACAACAUCAAGUACUUCUCCCACCACAACAAUUACCUAUUCAACUUCAUCUACCACUUCUUCAACCAUAACAUCAGCUACCUCGACCACCACGAAAUUAAGUACCCCUACAACAACAAAGUCAACUACGUCUACCACAACUCCAACUAACUCGGCCACCACAAUAUCUACUUUUUCGGCAACCUCACCAUCAACAACCUCAACCACUAAAAAAUCUACAUCAGUUUCACCGACCACCAACAAAUCUACAUCUACCCCGGCCACCAAAAAAUCUACAUCGACCACCCCAUCCACCAAAAAAUCUACAUCUGCCCCGACCACCAAAAAAUCUACACCAUCUACCCCGACCACCAACAAAUCCACAUCGUCUACCUCGACCACCACAAAAUCUAAAUCAACUCCCAGAACCACCAAAAAAUCUACAUCAUCUGUUCCAACUGCCAAAAAAUCUACAUCUACUCAGAUCACCAAAAAAUCUACAUCAUCUACUCAGACCACCAAAAAAUCUACAUCGUCUUCCCCGACCACCAAAAAACCAACAUCAUCUACCUCAACCAUAAAAUGUACAUCAUCUACCCCAACCACCAAAAUAUCUUCCUCUACCUCGACAACCACAAAAUCUACAACUACACCGACCACCAGAAAAUCUACAUCUUCUACCAAGACCACCAAAAAAUCUACAUCAUUUACCUCGACCACCACAAAAUCUACAUCAACUACCCAGACCACCAAAAAAUCUACAUCAUCUUCCUUGUCCACGACAAAAUCUACAUCAACUACCUGGACCACCACAAAAUCUACGUCAACUGCCUCUACCACCAAAACACCUUCCUCUACUAUCACACAUCUACUGCCACUAUAA